AUGUUGGGUCAUUUUGGGCAGCCAAAGGCUGCUUUCGCGCUUUCCGUGUUUCUUCCGCGGCUUGAACGCUUGUUUUUGCUGGAAAAUAGCCUUUGUAGUCAUGUAGUCUUGUCAGAAGAGGUAUGGAAUGCUUGGAAUCAACUUGAUCUUGUGACGACGAUCCCUGGAUGGGUGACUUUGAUCCUCUCCUCGACACUCAACAUCGCCCUCCUCAGGACCUUGAAAGUGGUCCGCCUUUUACGCGCAGGGCGUUUAUUGAUAUCGAUCCCAGAGGUUUACGUUUUGAUGAGUGGAUUAGCAUCAGCCUUGAAGCCGAUUAUAUACGGCUCAAUCAUGCUGAUCUCGGUGAUUAUGAUUUGGGCGAUCAUCGUGGUAGAGUUCUUGCACCCUGUGAAUGUGCAGAUCCCCUAUGGCGAAGACUGCCCACGGUGCAAGUUGGGCUUCAAAAGCGUUUACACAGCUUCUCUCACCCUCUUCGCGCAGUUGGUCGCCCAAGACGGCUGGAGUGAGAUGUCUUUGCCUUUAGCCGAGGAGGCACCAUGGACUACUCCUUUGCUCUUUAUCAUUCUAAUGACAGUCUCUCUUGGUGUCAUGAACUUGAUCCUUGCCGUAGUGGUCGAGAAGGCUGCGGAAGUUAGAGAAAACGAUCAAGAGCGCAAGAUGAUGAAAAAAGAGGAGGAACGUGAACGCAACAUGAUCGAGUUGGCAGUGCUGUGUGAUCGAAUGGACAAUGAUGGCAGCGGUGCCUUGUCCUUGAAAGAGAUGCUUGACGGUUUUGACAACGAUCUCAAUUUCAAUGCGUUGAUGAAGUUCAUGGACAUUGAGCGAGAUGAUAUGCAGACGAUUUUCAACGUCUUGGAUUCAGAUGGCUCUGGAGAGGUUGACUAUGUUGAAUUUUGUCAUCAUUUGGGCAGUUGCAAGAAGCGAGAUCCAUUGAUGAUGUCUUCUCUAACCAGAUAUUCAGUGAUGGAAAUGCGGAACUUGGUCUCAGGCAUCACAAAUAGCAUUGUAGAGGUUUUGGAAGAAAACGCACAAAUGUUACACGAGCAGCUGGAGCUGCUUUGCUCAGUGCCAGGCUGCGAGCAAGCAGCUAAGGAAUUGAAGCGGCGGCGGGAAGCAAAGACCGGAGGUGAUGGAGCAGGAAGUU
This is a messenger RNA of Durusdinium trenchii, 1147 nucleotides long. The record is from the annotation of a GenBank genome assembly. Lineage: Eukaryota; Dinophyceae; Suessiales; Symbiodiniaceae.